This is a messenger RNA of Trematosphaeria pertusa, 816 nucleotides long. RefSeq lists its product as uncharacterized. The coding region runs from base 1 to 816 and encodes 271 amino acids. The transcript has 5 exons. Lineage: Eukaryota; Fungi; Ascomycota; Dothideomycetes; Pleosporales; Trematosphaeriaceae. The record is from RefSeq and is a predicted model, not a curated record.
AUGCCCACACCCACUCCUCGAAUACGAUCCUUGGCGAAACUAGGCACACCACAUGGCCGUCGAAUACAGAUCGCGCGAAGACCACAGCGAAGAUAUCUCCAAGCCGACUGCGAUCGCGUGGCCGCCGAAAUCUUGAAGAGUCCCGUCUCUCCUACACAAAUACAGGGCGGACAAAGCUAUACUGUGACAGUCAACUCCGGCCAGGCGUUCAAUGUAGUCCAAUUUCGAUCCUCGAAGUUGGAUAUCAAGCUUGUUGAGCAUGCAAAACAAACUUACCGAGAUUUUGUACCUAACUGCAAGUACUUUGGGAUGUUAGGGGACGUCUAUGUGUAUAUUUGGGACCUCGUUCCUGGGCCUGCUUUUUGUCGAGUGCGAUUCUCUGCCUCGGCAUGGAUCAAUAAACCACUUAGGCGAACUUCUGGCUCAGUUGAAGAGUAUUCUCGCACGCUAGACCAAAUUUCCCACGGCUUACCUGGACGAAUUCGAUGGAAGCUAGACGACGUCCGCCAAGGGCUCCCAUUAAUCUUCCGUCCGGAGUACCCUAAGGCAGUCCAGCACGAUGACUUCUUAGAAAACAACUUCCACGUGAAUGAAGCAACGGGCCACAUUACAGGUGUUGUGGAUUGGGCUGAUGCUAUCUUUGCCCCGUUUGGGCUUUCUCUUAGUGGUCUCGAGACAAUACUUAGCCUUAGGGCGCAUUUCUGGGAUACUUUCUACGGAGAGAUUGUUGCGAGGCUAUUUGGAUUGUUCCAAACCUACGGCUUUGAAGAGGGAGAUGCGAGAAUCGCGUAUCUCGAGGCGUUAUGUAUGCUUUAG